Formica exsecta is the source of this 2523-nucleotide messenger RNA. RefSeq names its product paired box protein Pax-1-like. The transcript has 3 exons. Gene Ontology annotation, biological process: anatomical structure development; regulation of transcription by RNA polymerase II. Gene Ontology annotation, molecular function: RNA polymerase II cis-regulatory region sequence-specific DNA binding; DNA-binding transcription factor activity, RNA polymerase II-specific. NCBI's taxonomy places the organism in Eukaryota, Metazoa, Arthropoda, Insecta, Hymenoptera, Formicidae. The record is from RefSeq and is a predicted model, not a curated record. The coding region runs from base 1035 to 2183 and encodes 382 amino acids.
GUGUAAAACAUUUUAUUAUAAGAAUGCGUAUGUAUGAGAACGUUACACAUUUAGGCAGAGACUAUGUGCUUUAAGAGGCGUGUAGAGGGAUUUCUUAUUGCUGCUCUGGUAAAUCUGUCGCUUCAGUCAGUGAAGCAGCGAAGGGCGAGCCGCGCGCUAUUGACUGUGUUCGUGCUUCUUUUUUCGUCUACUGAUUUGCCAAUGUUACGAUUCAUGUGUAUGGAAGCAGGACGGUGCGGUGUAAUAGUUUACGAAUCUAUCUUGUUAGGUCCGCGCUUUUAUUUGUUGCUACAUAUUGCGUAUUAUCAUUGCAUUUUUUGCACUACCACAGAUGUGUAUAAUAUCGCAAAAUACUUUCAGUUAUUUAUUUUUUUUUACUGUUUUUUCUAUUUUAAGAUUUGUUGUAAUUAUGUAACUGUUAUUUAUUAAAAUAUAAUUUAUUCAAUUUACUCUAUAUACAUUUUUAAAGUAUAUUUAUGUGUGUACGGCAAUUUAUUAAAGUAUAUACAUUUACAGUUUAUGAAAUAAUCGCAAAUAUAUCGAAAAAUUGAAAUAUUGUGAAUAUCAAGAUUAUAAUGGUGUAUGUAUGACAGUUAUUUAUAUUAUCAAAAUUAUAAACUUUUGUGUAUACGUAUGUGUUUAUGUGUGCGUGCGCGCGUGUACUAUGCGUAUCGUUUUCUUUGUUACACAUAUAUCAAGCGAUAUGUUUGUAACUAUAAAUUUUAUAUUGGAAUUUUUAGAUCUUUACAGUUUUGUUAUCCGAGAUAUUGAGAUAUUCUUUCACCUAUAUUAAUUUAUAAUUAUUUAUGCACUUUUUGCAAUACUUUCUCGCAUUGAAUUAUUCAUUAUUUAUGACUCAAAUAUUGUAUGCACAAGAGAUUAAAAUUGUAUCAAAAUUAUGUUCGGAAAAACAUAACGCACAUGGCAGAUGAUUAUCAACGAAAAACCAGCCUUGAUUGUACUUUGAAUACUACGCGCAACACAAAGAUUUACUUUAUAUGUAGCCGACGGUUGCUGGAUUAAACAUCUUUUCGAUGGACCCGAUCAUGCUAGAAAACAGCAACAUUGAAAUUGGAGCGCAACCGCAACAACAUCAACAACAUCAACAACAGCAACAACAGCAGCAACAUCAACAGCAGCAACAUCAACAGCAAUAUGGAGAAGUAAAUCAGUUGGGUGGUGUAUUCGUGAAUGGUAGACCCCUUCCUAACGCUGUCAGAUUGAGAAUUGUCGAACUUGCACAGCUGGGUAUAAGACCAUGUGAUAUCUCACGACAACUACGUGUCAGUCACGGAUGCGUCAGUAAGAUACUGGCACGCUAUCAUGAAACGGGUAGUAUACUGCCAGGCGCGAUUGGUGGUAGUAAACCGCGAGUAACUACACCAAAAGUCGUGCAAUAUAUUAAACAAUUAAAGUUAAAGGAUCCAGGGAUCUUUGCCUGGGAGAUUAGGGAUCGACUGCUAUCUGAUGGCGUUUGCGAUAAAUACAACGUUCCUUCAGUGUCCAGUAUAUCGAGAAUAUUGAGAAACAAAGUCGGCAUAACGACGACUAUGCAUCAUCAUCCACAUCAUUCAGCUCAUCAUCAUCAUCAUCAUCUUUAUGCAGCCGCUGCAGCGGCAGGUGCAGCUCUUUGUCCAGUGCCGUAUCCACCGACACCAUAUCAUCCGACGGUACCACCUUCCAUCACGCAUCAUCAUCAUCAAGUUGGACCUUCGUCAGCGAAUAAAUUGUCACCAUCGUCGCCUACAGUUCAUACUAGCGGCGGACAUCAAACGGCGACUAACAACGCUCUGCAAUGGCCAAGUCCUCACACUGUACACGACAUUCUGGCUAACAGCUGUAACAUACAGAAUUCUUCGUCGUCUCCUUCGCCAACUUUGUCAUUAUGCUCCACGAUCAACAACAAUCAUCAUCACAAUCGUCAUAACGAUAGUUCCGCUAACAAUAAUAGCAACAACAGCAAUAGUGAUAAUAAUAAUGACCGUAGGACGUCAAGUUAUCUUCAUCCACAUCACCCUCACCAUGCACAUCACCAUCAUCAACAGUAUUAUACUUCUGCGUUAUAUCAUCAUCAUCAUCACUCGGAUACUAUGGCAGCGGCCACCAUAUCAUCCACUCUCUCUGUACAAUCUAUCAUGUUGCAGUCUUCAGGCACAAGUCAACCAGCCAGCCCUUGCAAUUAGAAGAAAGAAUAACAUUUUGUUUCAUAAAUACAAAAUUAUAAACAAUUAAAUAAUCAACGAUUAAAUGAGUGUUUUUGGGCGCGAAUAAAUGUUUUUAAUAUAUUUUUACGCAUAGUAUAAUUAAUUAUAGUAGAACUGAUAAUGCAAUGAGGAUGUUCGUAUUAUUAAAACUUUUUGUGUUAAAAUAAAGUUUGAAUAAAAAUAACAUCCAUUAUUACUGUUAUUUUAUCACCUUUGCGGAUAAUGAUUGUAAUUGCAAACAAGAAAAUACACACUGAAGAUUCAGGCACCGACGAGAUAUCAUAUCAAGAACCGAUGGUCUUAUGAGAUUUAGUGACUA